Molecule: messenger RNA, 2707 nt
Organism: Arachis ipaensis
Lineage: Eukaryota; Viridiplantae; Streptophyta; Magnoliopsida; Fabales; Fabaceae
Source: RefSeq, a predicted model, not a curated record
CAGCUCUAAUGCUCUCUACUAGUGUUUAAUUCUUACAGAAAUUUGAGGGGACCAUAUGAUAUAAUUGCAUAUGUUCAUUCUCCAUAUAUAUAUAUAUCCCAUAUAGUUUCUUCCUCGCUCCUUUAUUCAAUUCUCUAUAUAUUUUCAGAAUCCUUAGUGCUGAAAAGAAAGAACAUAAACUCAUAUAUAUACAAAUAAUAUAUCAACUCCGCAUGCAACACCUUAGAGAUAUAUGUAUGCAUGUAUAUAUAUAUGUAUUGAUUCUUAGCUUGGAGUUUGCAGGUACAAAUUCAAAUUCAAUUUAAGAACUAAUAAUCAUCAAUCAAAAUAUAUAGGAUAUAGAGGGAUGAACAAGGACAAUGAGACAUACCUUAAACUCUUCUGGGGUGGUGGUAGCUCUUAUUAUCAUCGUCAUCAGCAUCAUCAUCACUAUCACCAUAAGGCAAAGAACAAGAAUACUAUUAUAGCAGUUGCAAGCACGUUGAUUGUGCUCUUUUGCGUUGCUGUGGCCACUUUAUUUGCUUCUGUAGCUUGGAAUCAGUCCAUCUUUGAAGUUUUUUUCAUUCCAAGCCAGAACUAUUCAACAGUCCACACAAUUCCAAUGGUAUCCCGAAAACAAGAAUUUCCACUUAGAUGCAGCAAUUUGAAUUUGGAGAAGAAUGAGACACAAACGUGUCCCAGAGAUAACUACCCUACAUCACAUAACCCAACAAAGAACAGCAAUCAGAGCCGUCCAUUAAUGUGUCCGUCAUACUUCACAUGGAUCCAUGAAGAUCUAAAGGCGUGGAGAGAGACAGGGAUCACAAGGGAAAUGCUUGAAGGGGCAAAAAGGACAUCUCACUUUAGGGUAGUGAUCCUGAGCGGAAAGGUGUACGUGGAGAAGUAUAGGAAAUCAAUACAAACAAGAGAUAUGUUUACUCUGUGGGGCAUCGUACAACUACUAAGGUGGUACCCUGGCAUGGUUCCUGAUUUGGAGCUCUUGUUUGAUUGUGAUGAUAGGCCUGUGAUCCAUAGGGACAGGUUUCAAGGCCCAAAUGCUGUUACCCCACCACCCCCUCUGUUUAGAUAUUGCUCAGAUCAAUGGAGCUUCGACAUUGUCUUCCCUGAUUGGUCCUUUUGGGGAUGGGCUGAAAUAAAUAUGAAGCCAUGGAGAGAUACGUUGAGAGAAAUCAAACAAGGGAACAAGAAGAUGAAAUGGAAGGAUAGAGUACCAUAUGCUUAUUGGAAGGGGAAUCCUGAUGUGGCUCCAACUAGGAAAAAUCUUUUGAAAUGUAAUGUUACAGACAAAAAUGACUGGAACACUCGUCUAUACAGACAGGACUGGGACCAAGAAUCUAAUCAAGGAUACAAAACAUCCAACUUAGGAGACCAAUGCACCCAUAGGUAUAAGAUAUACAUAGAAGGGUGGGCUUGGUCAGUAAGUGAGAAAUACAUUUUGGCAUGUGAUUCCAUGACUUUAUAUGUUAAGCCCAAGUUCUAUGAUUUCUUUAUAAGAGGCAUGGAGCCAUUACAGCACUAUUGGCCCAUCAGAGACAAUAGCAAGUGCACUUCUCUUAAGUUUGCCGUCGAAUGGGGCAAUAACAACACUCAUAAGCAGGCACAAGCAAUAGGUGAGGCAGCUAGCAAAUUCAUACAUGAAGAUUUAAGCAUGGAGUAUGUGUAUGAUUACAUGUUUCAUCUGCUUAAUGAAUAUGCAAAGCUCCAAAAGUUCAAGCCAACUAUACCUCAAGGGGCAGUGGAGUAUUGCCCUGAAACAAUGGCAUGUUCUGAACAAGGUAUUGGGAGGAAAUUCAUGGAGGAUUCAAUGGUGAAAUCUCCUAGUGAUUCAUAUCCAUGCACUAUUCCUCCACCAUAUGAUCCUUCAACACUUCAAGGCAUUCUUCACAGAAAAGAUAGUUUAACAAAGCAGGUUGAACUUUGGGAAGAUGAAUAUUGGCGUAACAAACACUAAGAAUACGUUUAAUAACCCUCAAAUAAUUUUUUUGUUUUUUUUUUUUUUUUUUUGGUGACUAAUAAUUUUUUUGUUUAAACAUAGUGUUUGUAGACAUCUUUUGUAUGUUAUAAUUUAAAGACGGUUUACUUUAUAUUUUUAUUCCAUUUACAUUGGCUGUUACAAAUCAUAUUUGCUUAAAUGACAUUAUUAAAUAAAAUGGCACUAUAAAUUACACAAAUGCAACCUUUUGAGAUUUGGUUAUAUUGAAAUCAUCUUCCAUUGAUUAUUUUGAUAUUUACAUAAUUUAAAUAAAAAAAAUUGAAAAAUUCAUCCAUUGAUUGUUUUGAUAUUCGAAAUGUUUCUGUAGCUGCCGCUGAGAAGUACCGAAUUACUGUAUUUUUAAACUAAUAAAAUUCACAAGCAUUAGAUAUGAACAUACAAGUCCAAUGGUGCUUCCCCAGAGGUAUAUAUAAUUUAUUUUACACCACCAAUAUUUAUUGACUUGUGAGAUUAAAAAACAUGAAAUCAUAAAAAUUGGAAGACAAAAAAAAAUACUAGUUUAUGCCUCAGGCCAUUGGAAAAUUAUUAUUAAUUCACGAGGCAAACAUUAAUCAAACAUCCAGCAACUAAAUAGGAAAUGAUUAUAAAAAAAUCAGAAAGAAAAUUUUGGUGGGGGCAACUAGCAAUAACUAGUACCAUGAUUGCUGUCACAAAACGUUACAAAAUCCCUGAUAUAAUAUACAAACUUAGCUUAACUAUGAGUAGACAAAGGGG